UGGGUAGCUAAUAAGACCAAGAAUUAGUCAGGACUAUAAAUUUAACCUCAGCUAUUAUCCAAAUAACCUCAGCUAUUAUCCAAAUAUCACACAGUUCUAUUUAUAUAAAAACUCUUCUUGAGGAACACUCCUCAUUGAUCCUGGUUAAUCUUCUUUCACAUCUUUGUACAUCAAAUCAAAUUCGAUUUUGGAAUAAUUCACAUCACUUCUGCUUCUAUUGGAACAUAAAAUUCUCUUUUUAACUCUUCUUCCAUAGGCAUAAGGCAUGCAUGCAAUAACAUGCUUUGUAAUUAGUAAGAAUGGCAUUUAAUGGGCUACCAAAGAUAGAGACACAAAAAUUGGAAGAAGAGAUAUGUCAUGAUGACAGUGUAGCACCAGUGAAAGCACAGACAGUGGAUGAGUUGCAUUCCCUACAGUUGAAGAAAUCAGGACCCAAUACCCCUAUCAUUCAGCAAACUGCCUUUGGGGCUGAAGCAGCUGACAAAAAUAAACAACAGCUCCAAUCCAUCAGUGCAUCAUUGGCAUCAUUGACAAGGGAGACAGGGCCAAAGGUAGUUAAAGGAGACCCUGCUAAGCAGCCUGAGACACCCAAAGUGGUCCAUGCCUCUCAGAAACAUCAACAAACUCCAGCAUUCAGCAAUAUUACUGAUAGUGCCCUCAAGUUUACUCACAUCCUGUACAAUCUCUCCCCUGCUGAGCUAUAUGAGCAAGCAAUCCAGUAUGAAAAAGGCUCGUUCAUCACUUCAAGUGGUGCAUUGGCCACACUUUCUGGUGCCAAAACGGGGCGCUCACCAAGAGACAAGCGUGUUGUUAAGGAUGACACUACAUCAGAGGAACUUUGGUGGGGAAAGGGAUCACCCAAUAUUGAGAUGGACGAACAGACAUUCUUAGUCAACAGAGAAAGAGCUGUUGAUUAUCUUUGCUCAUUGGAGAAGGUUUUCGUUAAUGAUCAGUUUCUCAAUUGGGAUCCUAACAAUAAACUCAAAGUUAGAAUUGUAUCUGCCAGGGCCUAUCACUCCCUGUUUAUGCACAACAUGUGUAUCCGACCUACUCCUGAAGAGCUGGAGAAUUUUGGUGCUCCGGAUUUCACGAUAUACAAUGCUGGGAAAUUCCCGUGUAAUCGUUACACUCACUAUAUGACUUCUUCAACUAGCAUAGACCUUAAUCUUGCUAGGAGAGAAAUGGUCAUUCUUGGCACACAGUAUGCAGGGGAAAUGAAAAAAGGUCUCUUCAGUUUAAUGCACUAUCUAAUGCCUAAGCGUCAAAUUCUCUCUCUUCACUCUGGCUGCAAUAUGGGAAAAGACGGAGAUGUAGCCCUCUUCUUCGGAUUAUCAGGAACCGGGAAGACUACAUUGUCUACAGACCAUAAUAGGUACCUAAUUGGAGACGAUGAACAUUGUUGGAGUGGGCAUGGUGUUUCGAAUAUUGAAGGUGGUUGCUAUGCUAAAUGCAUUGAUUUGUCGAGGGAGAAAGAGCCUGAUAUUUGGAAUGCCAUCAAGUUUGGCACUGUGUUGGAAAAUGUGGUUUUCGAUGAACACACUCGAGAGGUGGACUACACGGAUAAAUCUGUAACAGAGAACACCAGGGCAGCAUAUCCAAUUGAAUACAUCCCAAAUGCUAAAAUACCAUGUGUUGGUCCUCAUCCUAAGAAUGUCAUCCUUCUUGCUUGUGAUGCCUUUGGUGUGCUUCCUCCAGUCAGCAAGUUGAACUUGGCACAGACAAUGUACCACUUUAUUAGUGGCUACACAGCUUUGGUGGCUGGAACAGAGGAAGGAAUUAAAGAGCCAACUGCAACAUUUUCAGCAUGCUUUGGUGCAGCAUUUAUAAUGCUUCAUCCAACAAGAUAUGCAGCCAUGCUAGCUGAGAAAAUGCAGAAACAUGGAGCUACUGCAUGGCUUGUCAACACUGGAUGGUCAGGUGGAAGCUAUGGAACAGGCAGCCGUAUUAAGUUAGCAUACACUAGGAAAAUCAUCGAUGCCAUCCACUCAGGAGAACUUCUGAAUGCAAAUUACACGAAAACUGAGGUGUUCGGGCUGGAAAUCCCAACUGAACUCGGGGGAGUUCCUUCAGAGAUUCUGGAUCCAGUCAACGCUUGGCCAGACAAGGGUGCCUACAAGGAAACUCUAUUGAAGCUGGGAGGAUUGUUCAGGAAGAACUUUGAAGUGUUCACAAACUACAAGAUUGGAGCUGAUAACAAUCUGACUGAGGAGAUACUGGCUGCAGGUCCAAAUUUCUGAGAUUGAAGACCUAAUUAGCUGCAUAAUGUCACGGGUUCGACCCGUGAAAGCUGUGUCAUCUUGACUAUGGAAUAUGUUCAGAUUCAUCGUCUGAAUAUUAGUAGAGAUGUCUACAUUCAUUCAACCUUUAUUUAUUUCAAGCCGUUACUAGCCGUUAUUUGAAUUAUGACAAUAUUUAUUCACCCAUCAUUAAUAUUGAAAACCAAUUGUUUCUUACAA
Messenger RNA from Capsicum annuum, 2456 nucleotides. RefSeq names its product phosphoenolpyruvate carboxykinase (ATP) 1. The coding region runs from base 300 to 2237 and encodes 645 amino acids. Gene Ontology annotation, biological process: gluconeogenesis. NCBI's taxonomy places the organism in Eukaryota, Viridiplantae, Streptophyta, Magnoliopsida, Solanales, Solanaceae. Gene Ontology annotation, molecular function: phosphoenolpyruvate carboxykinase (ATP) activity; ATP binding. The record is from RefSeq and is a predicted model, not a curated record. The transcript is spliced from 13 exons. Gene Ontology annotation, cellular component: cytosol.